AUCAGCUGUGUCCAAUCACAACUGAUCACAUGUAAACAGGGAAAUGCCAGUUAUUGGCAUUUCUCUCCCCACGAGCUGUCACGCUGAAAGCACAUGAGGAGAGGAGAGCCAGUAAUUGGCAUCCCUCAGAGGGGACAUCAGUGCCACCUGUCAGUGUCCAUCAGUGCCCAUCUGAGCUGCCUUUCAGUGCUGCCUAUCAGUGCCAUAUAUGAGUGCUAGCUUUCAGUGCCCAUCAGUGAUGCCUGUCAAUGCCCAUCAGUGCCACCU
Molecule: messenger RNA, 267 nt
Organism: Staurois parvus
Lineage: Eukaryota; Metazoa; Chordata; Amphibia; Anura; Ranidae
Source: the annotation of a GenBank genome assembly